Messenger RNA from Saprolegnia diclina VS20, 1590 nucleotides. RefSeq names its product TKL protein kinase. The coding region runs from base 32 to 1516 and encodes 494 amino acids. The record is from RefSeq and is a predicted model, not a curated record. Gene Ontology annotation, molecular function: ATP binding; protein kinase activity. The transcript is spliced from 2 exons. NCBI's taxonomy places the organism in Eukaryota, Oomycota, Saprolegniomycetes, Saprolegniales, Saprolegniaceae. Gene Ontology annotation, biological process: protein phosphorylation.
GCAGCAUUCCCGUCGCACAAGUCAACACGCCAUGACCACCACGCAGUGCCAGCCGGCAGCACCGUGCUUCGAGGCGAGCUCUGGCACCUGCGCGCUCGCUGAUGCGACGCUCGAGGACGGCCGUGGUCGACCGUUCUGUGACCGCGCUGCGGGGCUUCAGUGCCAGAACGGCAACAUCUGCUACGACAGCUCGUUUGGCUGUGUCUGCUCUGGGCUGCGCCCGUGUCGCCAAGGCACGGGAGCCUGCAUGCCGUCUUCUGCAUCUUGCUUUGCAAGCACGAACGCUUCGGCGCUUCAAAAUUGCGUCGGCGGGUCGUCUGGUGCCGCCAGCUUAGUGAAUUCGCUAACGACAACAAUGCCGGCGGCGACGGCGACGCCGGGCGGUACCGACAUUGUGUCGACGAUCACAACGUGCGCACUCGUGCUUGGCGCGCUUGUCGCUAUCGCCAUCGUCGUCUUUGCGAUCCGCGCGCGCCGCCGCCGCCUCGCGAUGGCCGACGAGCCCGCCCUGCUCACUGACCACGAGAGCAUUCCUGCACUUCUGAGCGGCCGGCAGCGCUCUACGCGCAAGCCCUCGUCGUCGCCGCGCCCACAGACACUUGUAGGCAGCAGUGUUGGCACCACUGGCUCGGCAGUGUCGUCGUCGUCCGGCAGCAAGGGCGCGUAUGCGAUGGGCGACCUCGACAUGCACCGCGUCGACAUUGGCGACAUCACCAUCAUGCGCACACUCGCCCAGGGCGCGUACGGUGAGGUGCUCCUUGGUCGGUAUCAGGGCGCCGUCGUCGCUAUCAAGCGGCUUCUACCGACGACACAGACCCGCGACGACGUUGAAAAGUUCAUUCGUGAAGCCCAACUCGUCGCAAGACUGGACUCGACGUACAUUGCGGCGUUUGUCGGCGUCGCGUGGACCAAGCCGCAGGAGCUGCUCCUGAUGACCGAGUUCCUUCCGCGAGGCGACCUGCGAUCGCUGCUGGAAGCCGACGCCAACUUGCCGUGGCCCGCCAAGCUUCGCAUCGCCCAUGACAUUGCCGAGGGUCUUGUGUACUUGCACAUGCUCGAGCACAAGGUGCUGCAUCGCGACCUGAAAUCGCGCAACGUCCUUCUGACCGACGAUCUGCACGCCAAGCUCACCGACUUUGGCAUCUCCCGCGAGCUCGACGACGCGACCAUGACCGCCGGCAUUGGCACAUACCGCUGGAUGGCACCCGAGGUGCUCCAGGACGGUCACUACGACGAGUCGGCCGACAUGUACUCGUUCGGCGUCAUACUCUCGGAGCUGGACUCACACAAGCUACCGUACUCGGACGUCGUGACGAGCACGGGCCGACCGCUGACGGACACGGCCAUCAUGGCCAAAGUCAUGCUGGGGCAGCUCCGUCCGACCUUCUCCGAUGUGUCUCCGUCGUGGCUGCGGGAGCUUGGCAUACGCUGCCUGUCGGAGGAUCCGUACUUGAGGCCACGCGCUGCUGAAGCCGCUUACAAGAUUCAGGUUGAGCUGCGGCGCUUCGAGCACUAGUGGCAUUAAUUUAUCGAGGAAAUUCCACUAUUGUGCAAUACAACGGACGUGUGCUCUGAUGCACGAGCCAGCAA